UAGUUGUCUCGCUUUUAGUAGACGCUGUAGUUUCUGUGAGUUUUAACCAAAAAAAAAACGUUUGUGGAAAUGAGCAGAUACCGGGUGAAUACAAAACCUUUGCCAGUUAGUGGCAAAGCGCCCUAUCAGCCAGUGCCAGUGCCAGUGAGUGCGAUUCGGGGAAAUUAUCGUGGAGAAUCUGAGUCACCGCCACGAGUAGCAGCUACGCGACAACGUGGUCGUCCCCGUAAUCGAACUUUGGAGGGCAGUUCGUUGAGAAUGAACAGCACGAAUCGGGUACAGGAUCUUAUCAAGCUGCUGGUGCGUAUGUAUAAGACACAUGGCAGGUUGGUGCCAACGGAGAACAAUGGCUUUAAUCGAAAUCUGAAGCCAGAUGUGAUUGUUGACUCCUUCGCAACGGAUGACGGAGAACCAAUGUUCUUCCUGCGAUUCAAGUGUCGCAAGAUACCCGAACUGAUUACGUUGACCGAAAUGAAGCGACGUGCUCCAACUAUACUAAUUGAAUUCUAUAGUUCCAGAUUGACAAAUGCUUAUGAGAAAUGAUUCAUUAAUGAAUUAAAUUGACUUUACAAUAUUAUUGA
Drosophila grimshawi is the source of this 581-nucleotide messenger RNA. RefSeq lists its product as uncharacterized. The transcript has 4 exons. Bases 70 to 543 code for a protein of 157 amino acids. Gene Ontology annotation, cellular component: nucleus. Lineage: Eukaryota; Metazoa; Arthropoda; Insecta; Diptera; Drosophilidae. The record is from RefSeq and is a predicted model, not a curated record.